UUUAAUAUUAAAAUCCGAUUAAUUAGAGCUUUAAUAUUCCAAUUCAAAAUAUAGGAGUUUUAAUAUCCAAAUUGAAAUAUUUGACACUUUAUAUGAAAAUAUUGUGGAAUUUUGAUACUGAAAUUCAAAUAUUUAGAAUUUCAAUGUUUGAAUUUGAAUAGUUGAGGAGUUUUAAUACCGAAAUUAAUAUAUUAUGUGAUAAUAUGAUGAAAUUAUCAAUUUUAAUAUUCGAAUUCGUAUAUUUGGAUGUUAAACAAUCAGGUAGCUUUUAAACUUAUUAAAAGAUGUGAAAUAUUUUCAAAUGCAAUUAUUCAGGUAUUUUUAAUACUAUAAAUAGAAAUAUUAAAAAUGUUUUUAAGGGUUAACCAAGGUCCACAACAUUUGUCCGAUGCCCACAACCAAUAAGGUAUUGAUGAUCGUCCAAGGAGAUAGAUCGUUGAUAUCAUGCGAUUUGAAUCAUUUAAUAAAAGUGACCCAAUGUUUAACUGAAUCAUCGAAUCCAAAAUUGAAGUUCGAACAAGUGGAUGUUUCGAAUUGUAAAGAGUUUCACAUUUUACAAGUUUCUCCGUUUCCGAAACAACAGAAGGUUUGUGUAGCCACCACGCGACAACUCAUUAUACUCGAAUUCGAUUUCGAAACGUCGCUAUUUGUACCGGUGAAAAUUUUAGAAUCCCCCGCCGAACCUACGGGGUGCGCCCUAUUCACCGAACACAGUUUGAUCGUGGGAGCCGACAAAUUUUUCGAAAUCGAUCUCGCCACUUUCCAUGCCGAAGAGUUUUUGGACUUUCCGACGUCAAACUCAAAUCAGCCGAAAGAUUGCUACACAUAUAAACGAUAAGCCUUGCUGAUAAAUGUAUACUCACA
Diorhabda carinulata is the source of this 864-nucleotide messenger RNA. RefSeq names its product citron rho-interacting kinase-like. NCBI's taxonomy places the organism in Eukaryota, Metazoa, Arthropoda, Insecta, Coleoptera, Chrysomelidae. Bases 389 to 838 code for a protein of 149 amino acids. The transcript has 3 exons. The record is from RefSeq and is a predicted model, not a curated record.